Molecule: messenger RNA, 3882 nt
Organism: Spinacia oleracea (spinach)
Lineage: Eukaryota; Viridiplantae; Streptophyta; Magnoliopsida; Caryophyllales; Amaranthaceae
Product: pentatricopeptide repeat-containing protein At4g13650
Exons: 2
Coding region: 149-3313 (1054 amino acids)
Biological process (GO): RNA modification
Molecular function (GO): protein binding; RNA binding; zinc ion binding
Source: RefSeq, a predicted model, not a curated record
ACAACAUUCGCAGUUAAUCAUGUCAUUUUUUAAGUUUGUUAGUUCCCCCGGAAAAUGUCAAACGGGCACCGUUGGGAUGGAGGGAGUAUUACUUUAUUACUAGUCCCUUGACUCCUUAUGGAGGGAAAACACAGAUAACUAAUUUUUGAUGGUGUCUAUCACAACGGCUCUGCGCUGUUCAUGCUCCGUUUCCUUGCUUAAUUUCUUCCAUUUCCAGAGUCAAUUCGGGAAACUAGCUAGAUUAAGCAGCUCUGCAAUCUGUCAUUCUUUUGUUGAACUUAAUGGACAAGAUAAUAGUUUCCGAGCCUCGGAAAUUAAUCAACAAGAUAACAGUUAUCGUCCUAAUUCUCAAACUUAUAUGUGGCUCUUGGAAGGAUGGCUAAAUUCAGGUUCUGGGUCGUUAAUUGAUUGCAGAAAGCUUCAUGGGCUUAUACUGAAAUCGGGCUUUAUUGAGGAAAUUGAACUGUGUGGCCGACUUUUGGAUUUUUAUCUUGUCAAUGAUCGCUUAUGGGAUGCACACCAGCUGUUCGAUGAAAUGCUUGAAAGAGGUAUCAGUGUAUGUGUUUCUUCAUGGAAUACGAUUCUUUCUGGACUUGCAGGAAAGAAAUUGUCAAGGGAAGCACUGGGUUUGUUUUCGCGUAUGCUGAGGGAAAAUGUGGAUCCUGAUGAGUUGACGUUUAGUAAUGUGUUGAGGGCAUUUGGUGGAGGUGCAGGGGAAAAGAAUGAUAUUUGUUGUAUUCAGCAGAUUCAUGCUAAGAUUAUUCAAUAUGGUUUUGAUGGUAGUCGUUUUGUGUGUAAUCCAUUGAUCAACAUGUACUCAAAGAAUGGAAUGAUAGAUUCUGCAAAAUAUGUGUUUGAUAAUGUAGGUGAGAAGGAUAAUGUAUCCUGGGUUGCUAUGAUAUCUGGUUUAUCUCAGAACGGAAGGGAGGAACAAUCUAUUCGCCUAUUUUGUGAUGAGAUGCACACACAUGGUGUAUUACCCACACCUUAUGCUUUAUCAAGUCUUUUAAGUGCCUGCAGUAAGACAGAGAUGUUUGAGGUCGGUCAGGAGCUUCAUGGCCUUAUUUAUAAAUGGGGUUUUGCUUCUGAUGUUUUUGUUUGCAAUGCACUUGUGACACUUUAUUCUCGUUGGGGAGACAUGGUAUCUGCUGACAACAUUUUUGAGACGAUGAAGCACAAAGACAGAGUAUCGUAUAAUUCCCUUAUUUCAGGGCUUGCUCAGAAGGGACUUAGUGAUCAAGCUCUUCAUUUGCUACAGAAGAUGCAGCGUGAUUUUCUGAAACCUGACUGUGUUACAGUGGCAAGCCUUGUAAGUGCAUGUGCUACCAUUGGAGCUCUUGAUAAAGGAAGACAGCUUCAUUCAUAUGUGCUCAAGGCAGGAUUCUGCUCUGAUAUGCUAAUUGAAGGCUCUCUGCUUGACCUUUAUGUCAAAUGCUCUGAUAUCCAAACUGCACAUAAGUAUUUCCUUACAACUAAAAGAGAAAAUGUAGUCCUGUGGAAUGUAAUGCUUGUAGCUUAUGGGCAGGUCGGAAAUCUAAGUGAAGCAUAUCACAUAUUUACACAAAUGCAGAUGAAAGGCCUGGAACCCAAUCAGUAUACAUAUCCAAGCAUGCUUAGAACUUGUACUUCUCUGGGAGCACCAGAUUUGGGGGAACAAAUCCACACCCAAGUCAUUAAAACAGGAUUUCAGUUUAAUGAAUAUGUUUGCAGCGUGCUUAUAGAUAUGUAUGCUAAGCAAGGAUUCCUGGAUCCUGCUGAAAAGAUUUUCAGGAGACUCACUGAAAAUGAUGUGGUCUCUUGGACAGCUAUGAUUGCUGGAUAUGGGCAGCAUGAGAUGUAUGUUCAUGCUCUUAAGCUUUUUGAAGAGAUGCUAUGCCGUGGGAUCCAAGUCGAUAAUAUAGGAUUAUCAAAUGCAAUCAGCGCAUGUGCAGGCAUUCAGGCACUCUACCAAGGUCGGCAAAUUCAUGCUCAGUCAUGCAUUCUUGGUUACUCAGAUGAUCUUUCAAUCCGGAAUGCUCUUGUGAGCCUUUAUGCUAGAUGUGGAAGACUUCAAGACGCUUAUCAGGCAUUUGAGAAAAUUGAUGAGAAAGAUAUCAUAUCAUGGAAUUCAUUAAUUUCAGGUUUUUCACAAAGUGGACAUUUUGAAGAUGCAUUUAGGAUAUACACUCGGAUGAAUGAAGCAGGUAUAGAAGCUGAUCUGUUUUCUUACACCUCCUCAAUAAGUGCUGCUGCUAAUAUAGCAAAUGUUACACAAGGGAAGCAGAUACAAGCUAAGUUAUUUAAAACUGGAUACAACUUGGAAACUGAGGCAUCGAAUGCUUUAAUCACUCUCUAUGCAAAGUGUGGGUGUCUAGAUGAUGCCAGGAAAGUUCUCUCUGAAAUGAUUGACAGAAAUGACGUUACCUGGAAUGCAAUUAUUACAGGAUAUUCACAGCAUGGUUGUGGGGAAGAAGUCCUAGAAAUCUUUGAUGAGAUGAAAAGAGUUGGUGUGGCACCAAACCAUGUCACAUUUGUGGGAGUAUUAUCAGCAUGCAGCCAUGUAGGGUUAGUAGAACAGGGACUGAGUUACUUCGAGUCCAUGACCAAAGAAUACAAUUUGUUGCCCAAAAUAGAACAUUAUGUUUGUGUUGUUGAUAUUCUUAGUCGGGCUGGUUAUCUAAGCCGUGCUAAAAAGUUUAUAGAAGAUAUGCAAUUUGAACCGGAUGCAAGGAUUUGGAGAAGUCUUUUGAGUGCUUGUAUUGUUCACAAGAACAAAGAAAUUGGAGAGUUUGCUGCUGGCCAUUUGUUAGAGUUAGAACCCAAUGACUCUGCAACCUAUGCUCUCAUGUCAAAUAUGUAUGCAGUGACAAAGAAUUUCUCCUGCAUGAAUGAAUCCAGAAAAUUGAUGAAAGAAAGAGGUGUAAAGAAGGAGCCAGGUCGUAGCUGGAUCGAAGUUAAAAAUACCAUUCAUGCCUUUUAUGCUGGUGAUAAUCUUCAUCCUUUGGCAAAGAAGAUAUCUGAUUUCUUGGUAGAAUUGGAUGAGAGUGUAGCUGAUAUUGGUUACAUUCAAGAUCAGUACAGCCUUCUGGUUGAUAAAGAGAAGAAUCAGACAGUAAAUAUUCAUAGUGAAAGACUUGCUAUUGCUUUUGGACUGAUAAGCUCAUCAUCAAGCUCAGUCCCUCUCCGUGUAAUGAAAAAUCUCCGUGUAUGUAUUGAUUGCCAUAAUUGGAUCAAGUGUGUAUCUAAGAUCUCAAACCGGACAAUUAUCGUGAGAGAUGCAUAUAGAUUUCAUCAUUUUGAGGGUGGUUCAUGUUCAUGUAGGGAUUAUUGGUAAGUGAAUUACUUGGAAUAUGUACAUGGAACAUGAUUCUGUGUUUGUCUGGAGACACACAUAUAUAUGUUUAAUAAGAAGCCCAAGGAAGAAAGCAUCAGUCCAUUUCAGUGCGAAAAGCAAUUACGAUCGAGAGGGUGAACAUCAGCUGGUUAUCUUCAUCUGACAUGAGUUACUAUGGACCAUGAAGCUCAACUUUCAGCUGGUUAAUUUGCAGAAGAAUCAGAGAUUCCAGUUGCAGAAACUGAUGCACAAACAGGGUAUAUAAAUCAAUUAUGAAGUUAAUAUUCACUUUAUUUGGAGCAUGUUAGAAUGAGAUUUAGGAGCUGGUAUUAGGUUAACAUCAGUUUCAGAUGCACCAAGUUGAACUCAUGUCCAGGUGCAGAACAGAAAAUCUUGCAGCAAACAAAAGAAGCCACUUUUGACAAUUCGCCAAUUAAUCUUGUCAUAUUCACCACUAAUCCAGAAUUGUAAGCUUAAUUCAUUGUAAAUUAAAAUAAUAUGCAGUAAUUAAACAGUUUUUGUGUAUCUUUUUAACUAAUUUAUAAACCAACAGACCUGGAAAAACAGAA